UCACUGCCGUGGUCCCACCUCCCUCCAUGCGGGCCUCUGAUUGGGGGAGACGGACACAGCCCCGCCUCUCGGAGCCAGUGCUGCCGGAAGCCAGUAUGGCGGCUCCCGGGGCAGCAGCUACGGACCUAGAGGUGGUCCGUGGCAAGCGCGCUGCCCUCUUCUUCGCCGCGGUGGCUAUCUUGCUGGGGCUGCCGCUCUGGUGGAAGACCACGGAGACCUACCGGGCCCCGCUGCCUUACUCCCAGAUCAGUGGGCUAAACGCCCUGCAGCUUCGGCUUAUGGUGCCCAUCACUGUCGUGUUUGCCCGCGAGUCAGUGCCGCUGGACGACCAGCAGAAGCUGCCCUUCACCGUUGUGCAUGAGAGAGAGAUCCCUUUGAAAUACAAAAUGAAAAUCAAGUGCCGUUUCCAGAAGGCCUAUCGGAGAGCUUUGGACCAUGAGGAAGAGGCUCUGUCAUUGGGCAGUGUGCAAGAGGCAGCAUCCAUGUUAACUGAGCCACAAAAGCAAGUAGAGGGCUCCCUGACUGUGUAUGUGAUCUCUGAACACUCCUCACUUCUCCCUCAGGACAUGAUGAGCUACAUUGGGCCCAAGAGGACUGCCGUGGUGCGGGGGUUAAUGCACCGGGAGGCCUUUAACAUCAUUGGCCGCCGCAUAAUCCAAGUAGCCCAGGCCAUGUCUUUGACAGAGGAUGUGCUUGCGGCAGCCUUGGCGGACCACCUUUCAGAGGACAAGUGGAGCUCUGAUAAGAGGAGGCCUCUGAAGUCCAGCUUGGGCUAUGAAGUCACCUUCAGUUUGCUCAACCCAGACCCUAAAUCCCAUGAUGUCCACUGGGACAUUGAGGGGGCUGUCCAGCGCUAUGUCCAGCCCUUCCUGAACACCCUCAGUGUUGCAGGCAAUAUCUCUGUGGACUCCCAGAUCCUUUACUACGCAGUGUUGGGAGUAAACCCCCGCUUUGAUCCAGCUUCCUCUAGUUACUACUUGGCUGCACACAGCCUCCCUCAUGUCAUCAACCCAGUGGAGUCCCGCCUGGGAUCCAGUGCUGCUUCCCUUUAUCCUGUGCUCAACUUCCUGCUCUAUGUACCUGAGCUUGCCCACUCUCCUCUAUACAUUCGAGACAAGGAUGGGGCUCCAGUGGCCACCAACGCCUUCCACAGUCCCCGUUGGGGUGGUAUUAUGGUGUACAACGUGAACCCCAAAGCCUAUAACAGCUCAGAGCUGCCAGUGAGAGUUGAGGUGGACAUGAUGCGUGUGAUGGAGGUGUUUCUGGCCCAGUUGCGGCUGCUCUUUGGGAUUGCUCAGCCCCAGUUGCCUCCAAAAUGCCUGUUUGCAGGGCCUCAGAGUGAAGGGUUAAUGACCUGGGAGCUAGACCGGCUGCUCUGGGCUCGGUCAGUGGAGAACCUGGCCACAGCCACCACCACUCUCACUUCCCUGGCUCAACUUCUGGGCAAGAUCAGCAAUAUCGUCAUCAAGGAUGAUGUGGCAUCUGAGGUGUACAGAGCUGUAGCUGCAGUCCAGAAGGCAGCAGAGGAGUUGGCUUCUGGGCAGCUGGCUUCUGCCUUUGCUGCCAGCCAGGAAGCAGUGACAUGCUCAGAACGUGCCUUCUUUGACCCCUCACUCCUCCAUCUCCUCUACUUCCCUGAUGACCAGAAGUUUGCCAUCUACAUCCCACUCUUUCUGCCUAUGGCUGUGCCUAUCCUCUUGUCCCUGGUCAAGAUCUUCCUAGAGACACGCAAAUCCUGGAAAAAGCCCGAGAAGACAGACUGAACAGGGUAGUAUCUCAGUAGAAAGCCUUCCCGUCUGGCCAGUAUGGGUGGUAUUAGAUUGAGAGGCACAUUAGUGGUGCUUGCCAUGAAUGACAACUGGUCUCCUCCACUGCCUGCUAGCAACCAAACAACAAUACUCCACGAUGGGUUGAUUAGCCCUUUCCUUCCUAUGUCUCUGACGCAAAUUCCUCCCUAACCCCCCUUCUCAAAAGUCACAUCAAUUGGCUUGAACUUGUCUCCCUUUGCAGCAGGGCACCUUGUUCUGCUGUGUUCCUCACAGUCCUUGAACUGAGAGGAAGCAUUAGAGGGAAGCCCUGGGCUGUGUUCCUGCCCCCCUCCCUCUGUGUUUCUCUCUAAUCCCUCAGGAAAGCCCUGGCAUUGUCAUGGAAGGGGACAGGUAGAGAUCCUUCCCUCCUGACGGUGACUCCUGUUGGGUACAGCCUAGCAGGAGUUCAGAAGACAGCAGCUCAGACCUGCUGCUGUACAUAUGACAGAGGUUCUCUUCAUCUUGUCAUAGAGGCAGUGUGGUGACUUGGGAAACAUCCCUGGUUUCUGCACUUAUCAUCUGGGGAGUUUUGGAUCAACUUCUUAAAACCUUCUGAGCCUCAACUUUUCAUUUGUUAAAAUGGCACUAAUGAUACCUUACCUUACAAGGUGGCUAUGAGAAUUAAGUGUGAUAAACAUGUGUGAAAGUAUCUAGGCUUUCAAUAAACAUUGGUUGAAUAUGAAUUGGAACAUA
Erinaceus europaeus (western European hedgehog) is the source of this 2501-nucleotide messenger RNA. RefSeq names its product phosphatidylinositol glycan anchor biosynthesis class S (gene PIGS). NCBI's taxonomy places the organism in Eukaryota, Metazoa, Chordata, Mammalia, Eulipotyphla, Erinaceidae. Gene Ontology annotation, cellular component: GPI-anchor transamidase complex. Gene Ontology annotation, biological process: attachment of GPI anchor to protein. The record is from RefSeq and is a predicted model, not a curated record. The coding region runs from base 27 to 1763 and encodes 578 amino acids. The transcript is spliced from 12 exons.